Umbelopsis ramanniana AG is the source of this 1953-nucleotide messenger RNA. RefSeq lists its product as uncharacterized. Gene Ontology annotation, biological process: sucrose catabolic process. The transcript is spliced from 2 exons. Gene Ontology annotation, molecular function: sucrose alpha-glucosidase activity. Bases 112 to 1905 code for a protein of 597 amino acids. The record is from RefSeq and is a predicted model, not a curated record. NCBI's taxonomy places the organism in Eukaryota, Fungi, Mucoromycota, Umbelopsidomycetes, Umbelopsidales, Umbelopsidaceae.
CUGAAAGAUUACAAGAUAUUCCGACUGGAGAUCGUUGACAGGCUGAGCACGAAUGACGAUUUUAUAAAUAUAUGUUAUUCAUAUGGCGUAACUGAUAGAGAAACGAUACCUAUGACUUUGGAAGCCAACAACCCUGAUCAACAUCUCAACAACAGCCAUGAACGUACUGGUCAGUCCACAGGUGUGCCUCUAUGGUACCAUUUUACACCUCCUCAUGGAUGGAUGAACGACCCAUGUGCCCCAGGUUAUGACACAGAGACCAAGCUAUACCAUAUUUUUUACCAAUGGAACCCUAAAGGAAUCGAGUGGGGAAAUAUGUCCUGGGGCCAUUCUGUCAGCAAAGAUCUCGUUCACUGGGACAGAGUGGGCGGCGACCGACCAGCGCUUGAACCGACCUCUGAAUAUGAUCGAGAAGGCGUUUUCACUGGCUGCUUCCAACCUAGUGGGAUGCAUCAAGAGAAAAAUCAGCUCACAGCCUUUUACACCUCGGUGAACAAGCUACCUUUGAAAUUCAACAUCCCAUAUCACUAUGGACAAGAGUCACUCAGCUAUGCCACCUCCACUGACCAAGGCAAAACUUGGACGAAAGGCUUUGAAAACCCCAUCCUGAAAGGCCCUCCAGAAUCCAUCAAAGAGAUGACCGGCUGGAGAGACCCUUACAUACAGAAAUGGGCAGCGUUUGAUAAGGCUUGUGGGGUAUCUACAGAAUCCCUUUAUGGCAUUAUCUCAGGCGGCAGCAAAGGUAUUGAGCCAAACUCUUACAUUUAUGAGAUCGAUGCCAACGACUUGUCCAGAUGGAACUACCUCGGACCUUUGGUGACUAGUUUAGGACUUAACUUUAGGCCAUCUAAGAAGUGGUCUGGUGAUUUUGGAGUCAAUUGGGAGGUCACGAACUUUAUGACUUUGGAGGACGGUACUACAUCCCAAGAGUUUCUCAUUUUGGGGGCUGAAGGCGGUGCACAGCGCGAUCAUUUGGUGAACAUGGUGUUACCGGAAGGUCUUCAAGAACGGACAGCCCGCUGGGGACUUUGGAUGUCGGGCGAUCUGGUUAAAACCGGUGACAAUGUACAACUCCAGUACAAAUACGGCGGAAUCCUUGAUCAUGGCGUUUACUAUGCUGCCAACUCAUUUCAUGAUCCAGUACACAAUCGCCGGGUUGUUUGGGGCUGGGUACCGGAGGAAGACAUCCCAGUCCGUCAUCUUGAGACGCGCGGCUUCAAUGGCUGUAUGGGAAUCUUGCGAGAAUUAUUCUUGGUCACCAUCCCUAAUGUCGUUGGAACUUUGCGAACCCCUUUGGACCAACUACCCACAAUCCAGCUUAUUCCUAAUGAACAUGGCACCAACACCCUACACACUCUUGGCAUCCGACCUCUAAGGGAGUACGACCUUGUUCGUGGCAGACCUAUAUAUAACGUUGACAAUCUAGCGCUACCAGCGGCUGACUUUGCGUUGUACGAGACUUCCGUGCGCUCUAAGAGAUGGGUGAUGGAAUCGAUCAUUGAGGUGAAAGCAGGAUGUAAAAGCGUUGGAGUGGUUUUCCGCCAGAACAAGGAAAAAAGCGUUUUCUCUAGCAUUCUAUUCGAUCCCUUGGAGGAGGAAAUUGCCGUCAACAGAGCGUACUCCAACAAUGACGAUGCUAUCAGCAAGUGCCAGGAAAAAGGGCCGCAUACACUCUUCCAGAUGGACAACAACGGCGUUAAAUCGCAAGAGAAGCUUAAGCUUUCCAUUUUCUGCGACGAUUUUGUUGUGGAAGUCUUUGCCAACGACAGAUUUGCUUUAUCCACCACGGUUUACGUUGACGAUGCGGAUGCUUUGGGUAUCAGCUUGAUGGCUGCUGGUGAAUUAGGAAGUGCGGUGUUUGAAAGCACGACUAUUUGGCAGAUGGAACAACUAAACUUAGUGUAAAUUGAGUAAAGUAGCUUGUGAAUAACAGUGUAUCCAAUAAAUUCUAUA